AUUAGUGUUCCUGCGGGUGCAAAAGGAAAAUAUGGUAUUUAUUGUAAAAGGAUCACUGACUAGCAUGGCCAGGUUGCUGGCCUACCGAUCGGCAGCCACUCUAGCCAAAACGAGCACUCCACUGGCCGAGCAGCGAUGGGAUCUGUAUGCCGGCGUACUCGUCGAGCGACUGCCGGUCGUCACGAAAACACUAGAGCCGAUUGAAGCCAAAUUCAAGGAAAUGUUGAACCAGAUUGAGCUAGAGAACAGUUUGAAGUCGAACCAUGAAAUGAGAAAAGAAACGGAAAAGCGUCAACUGGAGCUACUGAAAGCGGGCAAAAUCGAUCUCGACUCGGAAGCAUUGAAACAAACAGCCCAGGAUUUGGAGGAUGCCUACAACGAUGAGCAUGCCAAGUUUAAACCGGCCCCACGGGUCACGGAGGCCGACCUUAAGAACAAUGUCGAAUCUACCGACCGUAAGCUUGAAGAAGCGCUGGUGCUUCUUGUGGAGCAAAAGGUGGGAAACAAAAAUCAUUUUCUGCUGCCGCAGAGCCUACACAAGGCAGGAGAAUCAAUGCGUGCAACUGCUGAGCGAGCACUGAAGGAAUUUGGCGGAGACACGCUUCAGGUCACGUUUUACGGUAACGCUCCGGUGGGAUUCUACAAGUAUAAAUACCCGCCCACCGCUCGGUCGGACACCGUCGGCGCAAAAAUAUUUUUCUUCCGAAGCGUACUCAAACCAAACUCCGGAAACGCGACUAACAAUAAAUUCAAGCACAAGUGGUUGACUCAGGAAGAGCUGCAAAAACAACUACACGAGCCAUACUACAAGAGCGUAUCGCAAUUUCUCGUUUAACUCUGCCCCGCGAACAUUAGUAUAAAUA
Molecule: messenger RNA, 863 nt
Organism: Anopheles bellator
Lineage: Eukaryota; Metazoa; Arthropoda; Insecta; Diptera; Culicidae
Gene: mRpL46
Product: large ribosomal subunit protein mL46
Exons: 2
Coding region: 32-835 (267 amino acids)
Cellular component (GO): mitochondrial large ribosomal subunit
Molecular function (GO): structural constituent of ribosome
Source: RefSeq, a predicted model, not a curated record